UUGGUCAGUGACAGCCCUGCAGUGUGGGGUGAGAGAGAGAAAACUGUUUCUACAGAGGAGUGUCAUGGCUGGCCAGUUUCUCCUCAUACUGCUUUCCACUUCCCUAGCAGGUCUCCUGCAAGCUGAAGGAAAUGUGUUUUUACAGGAAGAAAAUGCAAACAAGUUUUUGGGAAGAACAAAGCGUGCUAAUUCCUUUUUGGAGGAGCUGAAGCAAGGGAAUAUUGAAAGAGAAUGUUAUGAGGAACGCUGCUCAAAAGAAGAAGCCAGAGAAGCCUUCGAAGACACACAGAAAACAGACGAGUUCUGGAAUAAAUAUAUAGACGGGGACCAGUGCAAACCCAAUCCUUGUCAGUAUGGUGGAACGUGUAAAGAUGGAAUUGGCACAUACACUUGUACAUGCUUGGAUGGAUAUCAGGGCAAAAACUGUGAAUCUGUUAUACCAAAAUACUGCAAGCUGAACAAUGGCGAUUGUGACCACUUCUGCAGACCCAUAAGAAACGGUGUUGAAUGCUUCUGUGCCACUGGAUAUAUUCUGGGAACGGAUGAAAAAUCUUGUACUUCGACAGGCACAGAGCCUUUCCCAUGUGGGAAAAUUUACGUGAAAAGAAAAAAGAGGUCAGUGAGUUCAUUUGCUAACAGUAGCAGCGUUACCAGUGAACAAGAUGGCAAACUCAAUGAACUGCAUAACAACAAUGGGACAAACCACAAGAACAUCACCAGUAUCACAGACAGCCCAGACCUUCAUCUUCAGAAUGAAACAAAAGCUCCCGAUAGAAAAGAGACUGAUCCUAAGACUAAUGUGUCUCCAAAUCCUCAUACGAGGAUAGUAGGUGGUGAUGACUGCUUGCCUGGUGAAUGUCCAUGGCAGGCUCUUCUAAUAAAUGAAAACAAGGAAGGGUUUUGUGGAGGAACAAUUUUGAGCCAGUUUUAUAUACUUACUGCAGCUCACUGCAUAAACCAAUCUAAAAUCAUUAAAGUUGUUGUUGGGGAAGUGGACAGAGAUAAAGAAGAAAACACUGAAAUGAUGUACUCUGUGGAAAAAAUAUUUGUACAUGGUAGAUUUGUUUCAGCAACUUAUGAUUAUGACAUAGCCCUUAUAAAAUUAAAGGAACCUAUAAAGUUUUCUAUAUAUGUUAUCCCGGCAUGCCUUCCUGAUGCAGACUUUGCUAACGAAAUUCUGAUGAAUCAAAAAUCUGGAACUGUUAGUGGUUUUGGACGUCUUUAUGAACAUGGACGGGUAUCCAACAAACUUAAAGUGCUUCAAGUCCCCUAUAUUGAUAGAAAUUCAUGCAAGCAAAUCACUAACUUUGCGAUCACAGAAAACAUGUUCUGUGCUGGCUAUGACAAUAUAACAAAAGAUGCAUGUCAGGGAGACAGUGGGGGUCCACAUGUAACUAAGUACAAGGACACUUAUUUUGUUACUGGUAUAGUCAGCUGGGGAGAAGGAUGUGCAAGGAAAGGCAAAUAUGGAGUGUAUACAAAAGUGUCAAAGUUCCACGCCUGGCUAAAAGAAUAUUUAGACUUUUAAUUAUAUGAAAUUAAUUUAGCAUUCUGUUUGAUACACUCAGCAGAUUCAUAAAUAAGAGUUCAGUCUCUUUUAGCACUUCUGCUGAAAUUCUUUCCUGACAGCUUACUAUUUCCUUUGGGAGUUACAGUACUCUUUCUUCAUGAGUUAACACAUGGUUUUAGCAUGCGUGCUUCCACUUAAAACAAUGCUCUGUUUGAUCUAAGGACUUUCAUGAAACAAGAUUGUUUUUUAGAUUCCACUUUGGGUUCCUGAUAUACAGUUUUCCAAAUUGGUCUGUAGGAAACUUAGGAUU
Molecule: messenger RNA, 1820 nt
Organism: Gopherus evgoodei (Goodes thornscrub tortoise)
Lineage: Eukaryota; Metazoa; Chordata; Testudines; Testudinidae
Gene: F10
Product: coagulation factor X
Exons: 9
Coding region: 65-1528 (487 amino acids)
Biological process (GO): blood coagulation; proteolysis
Cellular component (GO): extracellular region
Molecular function (GO): calcium ion binding; serine-type endopeptidase activity
Source: RefSeq, a predicted model, not a curated record